AUGAUGAGGGAAGCAGUAUCAAAUCAAUGCUUUACAAGCUUUUUGGUGGGGAGCAAUAAGGUGCCUGUGGAUGUUCUUCAAUACGCUAACGAUACGAUAUUCUUUGGAGAAGCAUCUAUGGCAAAUGUCAAAACUGUGAAGGUUAUUCUCAAGAGUUUUGAGAUGGUUUUUGGAUUGAGAAUUAAUUUUGCUAAGAGCAAAUUUGGAGCUAUUGGUCAAUCUGAGGAGUGGUGUCUUUAUGCUGCAAAGUACUUCAAUCGUGCUUUGCUCCAAUUUCCUUUCUGCUAUUUAGGUAUUCCGAUUGGUGUCAAUCCCAAAAGAAAGGUGGUGUGGGAUCCUAUAAUUAGGAAAUUUGAGGAUAGGCUGAACAGGUGGAUGAUGGGUAGGGGUGACCAAAUCCUGUUCUGGGAAGAUGCUUGGGCUGAGGAUGGAAUUCCCCUCAAAGACCAAUUUCCAGAUUUAUAUCGAAUUUCCUCUCAAAGAAACCACAUAGUGGCUGAUAUGGGAUCCUUCUUUGAAAGUGGGUGGGAAUGGAAUCUUCUUUGGAGAAGAAACCUGUUUGAUUAUGAGAUGGGAAUUGCUUCCAAUUUCAUUGAUCAAAUUUCAAUAAUCAGGCUAAAUAGCAACUUAAAGGACACCUGGGUUUGGAGAGCUGACAUUAAUGGAAUCUUUUCUACUAAAUCUACCUACCAAGUUUUAAAAGAUGAGCAGGCUUCUGAAGUUCAGUACUUGGCAUUCCAGCAACUCUGGGAUAUUAAAAUCCCCCCGAGAGCCUUGUCCUUUGCCUGGAGGUUGUUAUGGGAUAGACUUCCUACUAAGGAUAACCUAGCGAAGAGGCAAAUUCAAACUGAUAGACUUAUGCCCUUUCUGCCACAGCAAGCCUAA
Molecule: messenger RNA, 885 nt
Organism: Glycine soja
Lineage: Eukaryota; Viridiplantae; Streptophyta; Magnoliopsida; Fabales; Fabaceae
Exons: 1
Coding region: 1-885 (294 amino acids)
Source: RefSeq, a predicted model, not a curated record